GGGACUAACAUUUACAUGUUGCGUUUAUAUUUUUGUAGAAUGUUUUAAGUGUAAUUGGACUGUUUUGAAUUGUUUAUUUCGCUAUUGUUGCGUGUCUUGUGUAAACAUGGCAAGAAUUGUAUUAAAAGGUAAGCCCUUCCCUCAACGUUGACGCUGGAAUCUACUUCCGGUGCAUUUUUUCGGGUGCUACUUGCAGAAAAAUGGCCUCCGACAAGCAAAAUGAAGGAAAAAUAUUACCUAUGGACGAGAAUAAAGAAAAUACAACGGAAGAUGGAAUAGGACUGGAGAUUCUCCAGAUCAUCAAGGAUUCCCAGCAACAACAUGGCUUGCGACACGGGGAUUAUCAAAGAUACAGGGGAUACUGCUCCCGGCGCUUGCGUCGUCUGCGCAAGACCCUGGGCUUCAAGUGCGGCAACAGGCACAAGUUCACUGGGAAGAAAAUGACUGUCGACAUGCUCUCUGACAACCGGUACUCUGACAACAGGUAUCUACUGCUGGUACUGAUGGAGGCUGAGAGGGCGUGGAGCUAUGCCAUGCAGCUGAAGCAGGAGGCAAACACAGAGCCCCGCAAGCGCUUUCACCUGCUGUCCCGCCUGCGGAAGGCCGCCAAACAUGGAGAGAGGCUGGAGAAGCUGUGCGAGAGCCCUCGUGUGGAUGCCAAGACCAAACUGGAAGCACAGGCCUACACCUCCUACCUGAGUGGCAUGGUGCGCUUUGAGCUGCAGGAGUGGAAGGCUGCCACGGAGGCCUUCAACAAGUGCAAGACCAUCUAUGAGAAGCUGGCCAGUGCCUUUACUGAGGAGCUGGCAGUGCUGUAUCACCAGCGUGUGGAGGAGAUCUCACCCAACAUCCGCUACUGUGCUUACAACAUCGGUGACCAGAACGCCAUGAAUGAGCUGAUGCAGAUGAGGCUCAGUGCAGGAGGAGGAGGAGGCAUGAUGGCUGAGAAACUAGAGGCCCUAAUCACACAGACGAGAGCCAAGCAGGCAGCCACUAUGAGCGAGGUGGAGUGGCGAGGCCGAACGGUGCCCGUCAAGAUCGACAAGGCCCGCAUCUUCCUGCUGGGCCUGGGAGACAACGAGGCUGCCAUCGCCCAGGCAGCCAAUGAGGAGACCAAGGAACGUCUGUACGAGACCCUACUAGCCGAGUGCAGAGACACCAUCCAUGCUGUGAGAGAGGAGCUGAAGACUGAAGCUAAGCAGCGAGAGAGAUCUGAUGAAGCCAGUGGCAAGGUGUCCAACCUGCAGUUCCUGCACAGCUACCUGACCUACAUCAAGCUGUGGACGGUGGUGAAGAGGAACGAGAGCAUGGCCCACGUGCUGCAGGCCAAGCUGAAGGAGCCGCAGACGGACGAGAACAAAAGGGGCCCUCGCCCCCAGGACCUCAUUCGCCUCUAUGACAUCAUCCUCCAGAGUCUGGCUGAGUUGUCCACCCUGCAGGGCCUGGAGGAAGAUCACACGUUCCAGAAGGAGGUGGCCCUCAAGAUGCUGGUCUACAAGGCCUACAGGUGUUUCUUCAUAGCCCAGUCGUACGUGCUGGUGAAGAAGUGGAGCGAGGCUCUGGUCCUGUAUGAGCGGGUCCUGAAGUACGCCAAGGAGGUCCAGUCCAAGGCUAAGAGCCUCAACAACAGCCUCAAGUUACCUGUAUAUGCAAAUCAAGGGUUGAAGAAAAGCUCAAACCAUGACAAUAUCCACAAAGAUCUGCCUGAUGUGCAGGAGCUGAUCACAGAGGUCAAUGCUGAGAAAUACUCGCUUCAGGCGGCGGCCAUCUUAGACACAGAGGAUGCUCCUGAAGCACCCUCUCAGCAGAAGGUGAAAGACAACACGCCUCUGUGUGAGCGUCUGGAAACCUUCCACCUGGACCCCACCCUGGUGGGGAAGCAGCCCAACCUGGUCCAGUUCCCCCCAGACUUCCAGCCCAUCCCCUGUAAGCCCCUCUUCUUUGAUCUGGCACUCAACCACGUGGCCUUCCCAUCCCUCGACGACAAGGUGGAGCAGAAGGGCAAGGGCGGCCUGACCGGCUACAUCAAGGGCAUCUUCGGCUUCGGCAGCUAAAUCGAGUCCCAGGCUUCGGUGAGGCCUUCAGGUUGGAAGCAGCCAUGGGCCCCCAUGAUAUUGACAAACCGGCUGAGUGGGUUUCUAGAAAACUUUCUCCGUCUCCACCUGAACUGUGGAAACAAUGUCUGUGUCUGGAAAUGGUACCCUGUUCCCUUAUGUAGUAGACAACUUGGUCAAAAGUAGUGCACUGCAUAGGGUAUAGAGCGCCAACUCGAAAGCUACCAGUUUGAGACUUCAUGUUCUAGAGGUUUCCAGGCCUUGUGUUUGUUCCCUUCAACAUCCCCCAACACACUUUACAGAGGGAAACAAACCCAAUUGACUUUUAAUUUUCAACUCUUAAAAGCGCCUUCAUGUACUCCGUCUCGAUGUCAGUAUACAGGAGGGAGGGAGAGGAAGUGUUGUACCAAUCACGAUCAAACAGGACAAACGGUAUAAAUGCAGGCACACACGGUAAAUCCGCGACCAAGCCGUGAUGUCUCAUAACACGUUCAUUUCUGAUCGUGGUCAUACUGUCGAAAUCACCUCUGUAUUGCCUCAACUUUCUUAUGACUGUAAUAUCUAGAUUGUGAGACAAGUUCUCAAUAUAGAGAAUAAUGUGUCCGUCUGUCUUGUCCUGCACGCCAUUGUGCCACCAAUACAUCUCUGCAUGGUUGACAGUUAACGUUAGACUAGACAUCAGGGUUGAAAUGGUCCUGUUAACUUCCUUAUACAACAAUGGGGUUCAGUGGCCAAUGACUUUAUAUUCAGUACAGGAAAGGACUCUCUAAGGUGUUUAUAUUCUCUAUUGAUAUGACUUUUUAAAACAUUUUAUGUAAGUUCUGUGUGUGACAAAAGACAGAAUGAGCUUUGAGGUCAAAGGGCAGUGCUUAGGAUUCAUUUUGGCCUCACCUCCGAAAGUCUAGGAGGCAGCGUUCAUGAACUUCUGUCCAAAACAACCCUAGUAUGUCUAGAAAUAUUGUGUUUUGGUACACACUACUUCAUUGUAUCAGUUGGCUCCUAUUCCAACAGGUUUUAAAUGGGAGGGAGCGGCACCCUUUUUUGAGUGACUAACACCUCUUCAGCUUUUCCAGUACCAAAGCCGGUUCUGUAAUCAAGAGCCUUUAGCUAUUCAAUGGACCUCCUAUUUGCAUAUUUUUAUUUUUUUGCAAACCGUGUUCUCAACUACAGGUUGUCAAUUUACCUUCUGUCCUCUCUUCAAUCUAACUCUUUGUUUUGUCUUUAAUUCGGGGUUAUAUAAGUCUUGUACUUUUUAUUUCGAUGAAUUUUUUUUUGUUUCCCAAUGUCAUGUAUUAAUAAACAGGAUUUGGGUGAUGAUACGUGUUGGAAUGGUUUCACGCAUCAUCACCCAAGAUGCCUGAAAAAUGAAUUCUGUAAACAUGAUUUGAAAACAAGUGAAGUAUUGAAAGAGAGAAUUGUGAAAUGGAUGAUGAAAUGGAUCGUUUUCAGGCUUCUAAUUAAAAAAACGAGACAUUUGCAGCAAACAUGA
Molecule: messenger RNA, 3543 nt
Organism: Salmo salar (Atlantic salmon)
Lineage: Eukaryota; Metazoa; Chordata; Actinopteri; Salmoniformes; Salmonidae
Product: signal recognition particle subunit SRP68
Biological process (GO): SRP-dependent cotranslational protein targeting to membrane
Cellular component (GO): signal recognition particle, endoplasmic reticulum targeting
Molecular function (GO): endoplasmic reticulum signal sequence receptor activity; signal recognition particle binding; 7S RNA binding
Source: RefSeq, a predicted model, not a curated record